Messenger RNA from Panicum hallii, 1009 nucleotides. Its product is annotated as probable peroxygenase 4. The transcript has 6 exons. The record is from RefSeq and is a predicted model, not a curated record. Bases 98 to 751 code for a protein of 217 amino acids. Gene Ontology annotation, molecular function: calcium ion binding; monooxygenase activity. NCBI's taxonomy places the organism in Eukaryota, Viridiplantae, Streptophyta, Magnoliopsida, Poales, Poaceae.
GGAGGCCAACACAACCACCCGUGCUCAAGUUUGAGUUCUAAUAACAACAGUGCUCUUGCGCAUCCACCCUUCGAGACAACCGAGAGCGGCGGCGGCCAUGGCAGGGCGGUGGCCGGUGUUGAUGCCUUCCGGGCUCCUUGUGUGGAUCGUUUGCUGCACUUGGGCGGCGCAGCAGAGUGUGGCAGCCUCGUCUCCCUACGGCGCCAACAUGACGGACCUCAUGCAUCACGUGGAGUUCUUCGACGAGAACAAGGACGGCAUCAUUACCAUCACUGAGAGCGUUAAAGGUUUCAUCGCGAUCGGAUGCGACCCUGCCUUCGCCCUUACUGCGGCCACGUCGACCCAUGCUGCUUUCGGUCCUCUAACAACCCCUCCUGGAAAACUACCGAGCACAAACAUCCAUGUGUCCCACAUCAACGGAGCGGUCCAUGCAAGCGACACGGGCGCCUAUGAUAAGAAGGGGAACUUCGUCCCCAAGAAGUUCGAGAGGAUCUUCCAGAGGUUCGCUCGCACUGAGCCGGACGCCUUGUCGUGGCUGGAGGUAGAGACGAUGCUCACCGCCAACAGGGACCUUCUCAAGCCUUGGACAUGGCCCGCGGCGGAGCUGGAGUGGCAGCUGAUCCACUUCCUGGGCAAGGACAGGCACGGGUACCUCCACAAGGACACCCUGAGGGGCAUCUACGACGGGACCGUCUUCCCCAAGCUGCGCGACCACACCAUCGACCCUCACUCUGCUCACAGCGACGCAUAAUGACGGUCUGAUGGAUGGAUCAACAACUUGCUUCGGCAUCGCUGUUUCUUCAGAAUAUGAUGUGUGUUGUGUUUGGGUAAUAAUAAGAUACAUGUGGUAACGCGUCAGUGCACAGUAACCAGCUUAAUUAGCUACCACUCCCUUUUGCUCUAGACCAAGCUUUCCCACUCCUGCACGUAUCACCGUGUGAAAAAGAUUGAUGCGCUCGCUCUACCUGGAAUAAUAAAAACAGAAUGGUGUGUUUUUUUGAGAAUUUUA